GGUUGCUCGGUUGCAGCCGGCCACCAGACCAGGAACUGAUCAGCAUCUCGCUCUGCCCUUGAUCCCGCUCCAUAACUGCUUGUCUUUCAACGCUUUCGCGGUGACUCCCCCCCAGCAGUCCGUCUUCACUCCAAUGCAUCCAAGCCAUUCGAUAGGCGCUGCAUCGUUCAGCACCGCCGCCCCGCAGCCCUUCAGCACCAACGGCUGGCCCACCGGUCAACCGAGCCGUUAUCCACCCGAAGCUGACCCUGCUGCCCCGAUCCCGACCUCCUCGGUCCAGCCUAAUAUGUUGCCUCCCCAUCCGUCGUCCGGCGCCGCUCCAGCCAUCCACCAACAUCGGCAGUACCAGCGACGCACAACCAGCAUCCUCCAAUUCCAGAAGAGCCACUCGGAGCCCAACCUGUUCCAGGACUCCUCGGCCAGCUCCGCACCCAAAUUCGCCAACCUUCAGAUCUCGCAACCAAGGGCGCCUAGCCCUUUCCCGAACCAGGUUCACGCUGUCGGCAAUGGCAUGUCUCCAGAUCCUGUUCAUGGUGCCCCCCAGUCAGCGGUCCGAAUGUACCAGCAACCGCAGCAAAAUGGCAUCGGCAUCACCGAUCCUGCCUCGAUCGACCGGCUUGUUCACGCCUUUCCCACCGGCCGCGGCAUCUCUGAGCCACCGAUACAAACGUCUCUCCGAAUCCCAAAUCAAAACGUCUCGAUCAUGCCGGCUCUUCCCCAGAGCGUAGGCCCAUCUUCACAGCAGAUGGUCCAAGCCAUGCAGAUCUCCCCCGUCUCGAUCGAGCCCCCGUUUCCACUGCCCUCAGCCAACCCAGCCCAGAACAAUAUGUCCCGGCUCCAUUCACCCUCGGCCCUUCCUUCAGCUCCGCAGCACCGGGAUGUCGCAUUCAUGUCGUCUGAAUCCGUGGCCCUGCGUCCUGCUCUCGUGCCAUCGCAAUCUCCGUCUCCGUACCAGCAGCCUCUUAUGCAUAUCAAUCGCCCGCACGACCCUGCGAGCCACUCUAUCCAGCAGACGCCUCCCAUGCACCCGCACUCACAUCCCCAGCAAGUUCCGCCUCUCCAGAUCCCGCCCCUGGCCCACUCGCAGCUCCCGUUGUCAAACCAGCCCCAGCCACUUGUCCAGUCCCAGCCGCAGCCACCGCUACCACCGUUGCCGCCGUUGCCGCAAACACAGUAUCCGGCUGCUCAAUUGGUACCGCAGCUUCCACAGCAGCAACCACAGCCGCUCCAACUCCCUCCCCAGCCGCUGCAGCAUGUUGGGUCGUCCCAAGCCUACGCCCAGAUGCAGCACUACUUCCACAUCCCUCCCCUCGCACAGUCAGACCCCAGUCUGCAGAUGCUGAGUGUCUAUGGGCUGCCCUACGUCUCCCAGCCAUUGAUGUACGCCCAUUUGAUGAACGGCACGCCGUCCUUCAACCAACUGACCGCUGGCAUUACUCAGAUGCCUGGACAGGGUGCAAACUAUAUUCCCUAUGUCUACCAGCUGCCCAUGGGCAUCUCGGCUCCGUCGGUCGGCGUUGUCAGUGGCGUGCCUGUCAUCACCCGCAAGGAGUACUUUGGUAGGCUCUACGAAAUACGACCGCACUGAAUGCGCAUCGGUGUGUACCGCGCAAGACGGCUGCUGUAUGCCUGGACUCAUCCGUCUCGUUUCCCGCCGAC
Molecule: messenger RNA, 1659 nt
Organism: Polychytrium aggregatum
Lineage: Eukaryota; Fungi; Chytridiomycota; Chytridiomycetes; Polychytriales
Exons: 2
Coding region: 134-1588 (484 amino acids)
Source: RefSeq, a predicted model, not a curated record